Molecule: messenger RNA, 1830 nt
Organism: Spirometra erinaceieuropaei
Lineage: Eukaryota; Metazoa; Platyhelminthes; Cestoda; Diphyllobothriidea; Diphyllobothriidae
Source: the annotation of a GenBank genome assembly
AUGGUUGAUGCUUCGACCGUUGCCGUAGGAGCAGUCCUCCAACAGCAUAUCAACAACUCGACACGACCGUUGGCAUUCUUCUCCAAGAAGCUUUCACCUGCCGAGACGAGAUAUAGCACGUUUGGCCGUGAACUUCUUGCCGUUCACCUAGCCGUAAAACAUUUCCGACACUUCCUUGAGGGUCGUGACUUCACCAUUUUCACAGACCACAAACCACUUACAUUUGCCAUCCGAUCCCAUUCUGACAAAUAUAGCCCGAGAGAGAUUUCUCAUUUGGAUUACAUCUCGCAAUUCACCACCGACAUCCGCCACAUUGAUGGCCCGAAGAAUGAGGUGGCUGAUAUGCUGUCCAGACCCUCACUGUCUUCCCUCCAACUCUCACACGGGAUCGAUCUUUGUGCCAUGGCGGCUGAGCAGCAGCGAGUCGGUUGUCCUGGCGACGAGUCUGUUAGUGGUCUCCAACUCAAAGACGUUCCUCUGACCACCGGCUCUGGUACCAUACUUUGUGACGUCUCAACUCCCUUUCAUCGCCCUUUUGUGCCCGCCUCGAUGCGUCGAGCUGUAUUUCAAACUAUACAUGGACUCUCCCACCCUGGGAUCCGAGCCUCUCAAAAGCUCCUCGCGGAAAGGUUUGUCUGGCCUGGCAUGAACAAGGACGUCAACGCUUGGGCUCGGUCGUGUCUGAGCUGCCAGCGCAACAAGGUGCAGCGUCACAACAAGUCCCCACCAGGCAUUUUCCCCAGUCCCGACGCACGGUUCAGCCAUGUGCACCUGGAUGUUGUAGGCCCCUUGCCUCCAUCCAAUGGUUUCACCUACCUCCUUACCUGUGCCGAUCGAUAUACUCGCUGGGCUGAAGCUAUUCCUUUGCCGAAUGUUCAGGCUGAAACCAUCGUGAAGGCCUUCGUCAGUCGUUGGGUCGCCAUGUUCGGUGCCCCAUCCACGGUUACGACUGAUCGUGGUGCCCAGUUUGAGUCGGCAUUCUUCCAAGCGCUACUCAAUUUCCUUGGCUGCACACGCAUUCGGACGACAGCCUACCACCCCGCUGCCAACGGUAUGGUGGAACGUUUCCAUCGCCAGCUAAAGACCGCCCUGCGUGCCGUAGAAGACCCAGGAAACUGGUCGGACAACCUUCCUCUUGCACUCCUCGGCAUCCUCGCAGCUCUGAAGUCGGAUCUGGGCUGUAGCGCAGCUGAAUUGGUUUUCGGCACUACCCUCCGACUGCCAGGCGAGAUGAUCACCCCAACCUCUCGUGGAGCCGAAGAGACUCCUGACAAUCUUGUGCACCGUUUGCGGCAAGUUAUGCGCUCGCUUUCCCCGGUUCCACCUAGAGCUCCAAUGACUGAGUCUUAUGUCGAAAAAGACUUGGACAAGUGUACUUAUGUGUUCGUCCGGUGUGACCGUGUGCGCCAGCCGCUGGAAUCACCAUAUGAAGGACCGUUCCGCGUGCUCGCGCGCAACACCAAGACCUUCCGGAUUCUUCGCAGUGACAAGGAGGACGUGGUCAGUGUCGAUCGGGUCAAGGCUGCUGUUGCGGAGGAGCCGCCGGACCUGUCACAAGGACAAACAUGUGCUGACCCCCUAACCCCUGUUCCUUCAUCUUCCCUAUCCCCUACUCGUUCACCCUGCCCACUGCCUUGCCCUUCCCCUCCCUUGCCCUCCACCCCUCCGUCCCGCAUACUUCCUCUCCCUACAUGUCAACAGCAUCCAACUGCAGCACCAUCGUCCACCACAGCACGCAGUCAACCCUCUUCGACUGUACCUCCUGCAUACAUAACUCGCAGUGGCCGUCACGUUCAUUUUCCCGAUCGUUUAGUUACCCAUUUUUUCUAG